Aspergillus alliaceus is the source of this 1388-nucleotide messenger RNA. RefSeq lists its product as uncharacterized. The record is from RefSeq and is a predicted model, not a curated record. The annotation marks the transcript as partial. The transcript has 3 exons. Lineage: Eukaryota; Fungi; Ascomycota; Eurotiomycetes; Eurotiales; Aspergillaceae.
AGACUCCAGUCGACCUCCCUAAGUAGAAGCGAAAUAUGGGAUCAUCACCGCGACUAGCAACAGUUUACGAUCUGGACGAAAAUGACAACCCCAUUUUGCAUAGCAAACGGACCGCGAGUCGAGUAUCCAAAGCGACAUCUAAUCCCCAGUUCCAGUCCAGAGGUAAAGGUAGCCGUUCCACAUCCCAAGGAUGCAUCUUCGGCAAGUUGAGUUGCAAGGGCCCACUCAAGGAGAUGGUGGCAGCCUACAGCCGCGGUCGAGAACAUCCCCUCACUAUCUUUACUAGAAGUCAGGACAUCAGUCGAGAACGUAACGAGGUACCGGGGUACCCGUUUAGAAAAAUCGUUUUUACUGACGGGACGGAAAUCUUAAAUCCAGAUGCGAUGUAUGAUCGGGGCAGAUUUGUCUGCUUGACGGCUUUCAUCCCUAAGAAAGAGGAGAACUGUGCGGAUCCAAGGAUCUAUGUAGAGCAGAGGGUUUAUGAAGGCGGACAGGAGAAGAUUAUGGUCCUUGAGCUAGAUCUUGGCGGUAGAGUCCAGAUUGACAUGGAGUAUGUGUUUCCGGGCUGCGGUGACGAACAUAUCAAUCUGGGAAAGCGUGACCUGAGACUCCAUAUCAGAUCGCUGGAGCAAGAAGUCUUUGAUAGCUACAUGCUCCGCGCAAAUUACUAUGGCUAUGACACCAAUGACUAUGUUUAUCUUAACAGGCAGACCAUUUCACAUGGGCUGUCCUAUGCACCUCGAUCGAAUGGGGAAGUAGUACCCUACAAACUAUGCAUUAGCGCCCAGGAUCUACGAAUUCUCCUCGAUGCAAAGAGAAAAAAUCAAUUGCCGGCUGGCUCAUUCCUACUCGAUAGGAUAGAGCUGCUUGAACUACGUUUCACUGGACUCGGGGAGCGCACAGGAGACAAUACAUACGCAGGUGACCUCUUUGUCCGGGUGAUGUACAGUCCCUAAAGGCAGGCUUUUGUGCAGUUGCAAUAUGUAGAGCUUUUCUGUGGCUAGAUGGUUUUAUCACUCUACUUUUGCAUAGGUAGGAAGACCCUUCCAAAAGCGGCUUUAGGCGCGAAGAGCAGAGUUUCGAUUAUGAGUCCAUUCCGUCCAUACUGAGUGACAGUGUGCUAAUCUCUGGUGCGCACCAUAAAAUACAAUUACAACAAACGAAGCCCGAUUUCUGGCCGUGCGUCUGCCAUGUAGAUGGUUUCUCUGCUUCCUCAGCAAGUAGCGAGCAAUCAAUCUUUUCAGCCUCGCCAAAUUUCACCUUUCUGUAGUUGAAAGUCUCCGCGAAAGAUGUCUUUGCACCCCUUCAUUCUCAUAUCUUCUCGUUCCUGCUAAAUAUCUCAUCUUACUUCAGCUGCUACGAAAGGGCCGUUAGCAGUAACAUUAUAA